Molecule: messenger RNA, 1462 nt
Organism: Oppia nitens
Lineage: Eukaryota; Metazoa; Arthropoda; Arachnida; Sarcoptiformes; Oppiidae
Exons: 4
Coding region: 110-1462 (450 amino acids)
Biological process (GO): phosphatidylserine exposure on apoptotic cell surface; apoptotic process involved in development; engulfment of apoptotic cell
Cellular component (GO): plasma membrane
Source: RefSeq, a predicted model, not a curated record
GGCUAAUAAUAACGACAGUCCAACAAAUCUAGAACUGGAGCACAUCAAUAACACCAAUAGACUACUGGACAACAAUGGUGUCUAUAAAUUUGAUGCAAGUGUCGACACCAUGGCUACCCAUCAGCGUCUACCUACCACUACCUCAUCAUCAUCAUCAGCACCAUCACCACCACCACCAGCAUCAGCACCGGGAGGAGGUUCAGGACUAUUAUCACGAUUUCUAUUCCAACGUCUACUACUCUUAUCGCUGAUCCGAUUGGUUAUCUAUCUGAACAAACUGUUUCAGGACUGUACGGCCGUCAAUACCUACUACAGCGACCACGACCUACACUUUUUCAUCGUAAGUGUCCUAUCGUUGGUCUGUCCGCCGGUUGUCUACGCUUUCUAUCUGAUCGGCGAAGCACUGGUCAAAGAGUCCCGUAUCGAUCGCAACGAUUUGACCACUAAGACAGUCAACGGUCUCCUAUUGAUUCCCUGGCAGAUCAAGAGACACCUGGAUGUGUUGCACUUUGUUGCCCAACGUAUAUGUAUGUGUCGGUCGGCUCAUAGCGAGGAACGGGAGGACAUUGUGUCGAUGCAGAGAAAUGCCGAAGUUUUGGAGUUUUUUGAAGACUUUUACGCCGGCUUUCUUCAGAUACUAUUGCAACUCUACAUACUGUUCCUUCAAUUAGCCAAAACCGAAAACUUUACGACAAAAGUUUUAAUCGGCGAACUAAUCGGAUCGGCUCUAUGUGUCCUAUCGAUGAUGAUAGCCGUCCGCCGUCGGGACGACGGCAUACUGACCAGUAUUUUGUCGUUUAUCGGUUGGCUAUCGUUGUUCGUCUCGCGUGUGAUUGUCUUCUCGCUGAUUGCGUCGGUAAUCGGCAUCUAUUGUGUAGUACUGGCACUCAUACACGUACUAUCCAUGAGCUUAUGGAUCUAUAGUAUAGCCCUGGAAUCUCACGGUCUAUCGUCGUCAUCGACAACCAGUGGCCAGUCCGGUGAUGUUGGCCAGUGGUCGCUACGUAAACGAUGGUCAAUGGCCAUAAUGGUAUUCCUGUUUUUCGGACUACCAUCGCUGCUGAUCUGGCCGGUUAUGUUUCAGCUCAAGGAGUUCAGGCGUCCAUUGAAAUUUCUAUUGAUUGUAUCGCUGGAAAACAUUGUCCUACUGGCCAUAUGGUUUGCCGUACAGUUUGCCAAACAGCCGACGGCGGCCACGGGAGGUCUGAGCCAAUUAUCCGAUACUUAUCAUUGGCUGGUAAUGGCUGCGGUAAUCGGUACGCUGACCAGUGCCCUGUUUCUGACCGGUUAUGUUGUUUGUAAACCGAAACUAACCGAUCAGGUAGUCCUACAUAAACGUAGGACAACCGAUACGGAUAGUUACGGUAUUUACUAUGAGUUUUGUAAUAUUGUAUUCAAAUUGCCGAAUACUGACCGCAUUGGUCGGGAACUAGAAGUGGUCAACCGUUUGGAUGUUAAUUAA